Alternaria burnsii is the source of this 186-nucleotide messenger RNA. RefSeq lists its product as uncharacterized. The record is from RefSeq and is a predicted model, not a curated record. The transcript has a single exon. Bases 1 to 186 code for a protein of 61 amino acids. NCBI's taxonomy places the organism in Eukaryota, Fungi, Ascomycota, Dothideomycetes, Pleosporales, Pleosporaceae.
AUGUUGACGCUGUCAAUAUCCGGAUUGAAUGUAGUGUACUUCUGGAUCUGGACUACUGCGAGCUCAGCUGCUCUAUACCACGCGGUCCAACUUCAACCACAACCCGAUUCUAGAAUUCGCAAACGAAGAAAUAGUUCGACUGGCGAUAUCAUACAAGAUCAGGAGAGUACCACAGCGGAUAUGUAA